UACAUAGACACAUGUACGUACAUACACACAAACACACACACAGACAGACACAUGUACACACACAUACAUGUACAUAUACGCAGACACACAUGUACAAAUGUACACGUACACACACACACACAGCACCACUCCCCCCCAUAAAAAGUUGCGGUACUUCGUUGUUCACUCACAGAUCCGUGUAAUGUACUCUAGGGGGAAGCAGAGAGCACAGCACACACUUCUUGCUUUGCUUUCACUGCGCUCAGCUAUUGAGUAGUCUGACGUCUCCCAGUGCCAAUGAUAGAUCCGGCCUGAGCUCCGAGCCUGCUCAGCAAGAUGGCCCUGGGGGACACACUCACCCCCACCAUAAUUUCCACUCGCCAUUGGCGAGCAGGCGAGUGGAAAUUUCAAGCCCUGGCAUAGGAGACU
Molecule: messenger RNA, 408 nt
Organism: Staurois parvus
Lineage: Eukaryota; Metazoa; Chordata; Amphibia; Anura; Ranidae
Source: the annotation of a GenBank genome assembly